This is a messenger RNA of Nicotiana tabacum (common tobacco), 587 nucleotides long. RefSeq names its product CASP-like protein 4D2. Lineage: Eukaryota; Viridiplantae; Streptophyta; Magnoliopsida; Solanales; Solanaceae. The record is from RefSeq and is a predicted model, not a curated record.
AUAUCGCUAUAGAUCUUAGAAUUGUUCAAAGAUUAAGAAAAAAAGAAUGACAACACCACGGGCAAUAGCAAUCCUUGUUCUCAGAAUCUUUUCAAUGUUGUUGUGCGCAGCUUCCGUGCCGCUCAUGAUUACCAACAGUUUCACGCUUAGUGGUGGCGAAAAAACAAAAUACAGUGACAUUAGGGGUUAUAGGUAUGUCGUAUCAGCCGCUAUGGGUGGAUUUUUGUACUCAUUGAUUCAGCUGCCCUUCGCAAUGUAUUAUGCCUUCACAGGAAAAAAGGUUAUUAAGGGAAGGUUCCUGGGCAUGUUGGAUUUCUACGCAGAUAAGAUGAUAACAUUCUACUUGGCAAGUGGACUUGGUGUGGGAUUUGGUGUCAGUUCUGAACUCAAACGUUUCAUAAAUGGAUUUGUGGAUACUAUUGAAACAUCAGGGAUUGAUACAUUCGAAGAGUUAAGGACCGAGAGCAAAAAAUUCUUUGACAGGGGUACUUUAGCAACAACUCCCCUUUUGGCAGGAUUUACAACCAUGGCUGUUCUCACCAUUAUUACUUCCUUCCACCGCAAAUGAAGAAACUUUUGGGUCAACA